This is a messenger RNA of Oreochromis niloticus (Nile tilapia), 1121 nucleotides long. It is a transcript of the gene nmrk2, whose product is annotated as nicotinamide riboside kinase 2. The transcript is spliced from 8 exons. NCBI's taxonomy places the organism in Eukaryota, Metazoa, Chordata, Actinopteri, Cichliformes, Cichlidae. The record is from RefSeq and is a predicted model, not a curated record. Bases 162 to 803 code for a protein of 213 amino acids.
UUUGUCUAUCAAUGAAGUAGUAAAAGGAGGGGACAUUUGUGGAGGAGGAGAAGGGAAAGGUUUUCAGUAGAAGCCUUUGAGAGACUGUUUGCUUUGGCUGGGUUCCCUGCUUUUAUUUACUGAAUUCCAGAGGUGACCAAUACAGAAAGAAAUAAGAAAAAAUGAAGUUCAUCAUUGGCAUAGGAGGAGUGACCAACGGUGGGAAGACCACUCUGACAAAUAGACUACUAAAGACAUUACCCAACUGUUGUGUGGUGCAUCAGGAUGACUUUUUCAAGAAACCCGAUCAAAUAGAAGUCGGGGAGGACGGCUUUAGACAGUGGGAUGGUAAGAAUGGAUUUCGCGUAGGAAAACCAUGCAUGAUCACCGCUCUGGACAUGGAGGCUAUGAUCAACACUGUCAAAGGCUGGCAGGAGAACCCCGUCAAGUUUGCCCGCUCACACGGCGUGAGCCUGUCACCUGAAGCCGAGGAAGCCGGCUCUGGGGAGAAGGGGAUCCACAUUCUCAUCGUGGAGGGGUUCCUCAUCUACAACUACAAGCCUCUUAUUGAUGUCUAUGACAAAUGUUUCUACAUUUCCAUUCCUUAUGAGGAGUGCAAACGGAGGAGAAGUACAAGGACAUACACCGUCCCUGACCCAGCCGGCCUGUUCGAUGGCCACGUCUGGCCCAUGUACUUGAAACACAGGAAAGAGAUGGCGGACAACUGCAACAGCAUAGAGUACCUUGAUGGGAUGACUUCAAAGGAAGAGAUUUACAACAAAGUGUAUGAAACCAUUAACAACUCCCUUCUAAACAGCUUAUAGCAGGACGGGUCUAACAGCAGACUUGUGUAUAAACUUGUAAAUAUAGAAAUCUGAGUAAAUGUAUGACAUCAGUUCUGUAGCUCUAAGCCUGAUUUGUAAAUAGAUAAUCAUGUAAGAUAUGAAGAACUAAUGGCAGAAGUGCUGCGUUUUGUAUAAUCCUCUGUAACUGUUGUUUUUCUAAAAAAGAUAAGCCACCUCUGGACCGCCCAGUGUUUAAACACCAGUAACUUUGGUCUUGCUGUAUUUAAAAAAAUAAAAACAAAGUCUCACUGUUUGGAAGGAUUUUUGUCUCCUGAUUUAAAACCCCACUGAAACCAC